GACUCAAUACAGACGUCAAUCGAGCUAAAAUGUUUGUCUCGUUUGGGCUAAGUUGACCGUGACUCGAAACUCGAAAGCAAAUACUUUUGCCUGUAAUUUACGUGUUAAAUAACGAACUAAUCAUUUAAACAACUUAUAGUAAUAACCCCUCAACCAGGGCUACAAACUCAAGUGGAGAGUUCGUGCGAGAAGAUGAGUAUAUUUAAAUUUCACCUUCGUCUUUCUAGGUAUUAGACACACUUUCGACUACAUACAAUAAAAUGGAAGGGCCUUCAGGAGCUUCCAAUAGUGGUGGAGGGUUCAGAAGAUCAAGAGGUGUGAACUGGACAGAAGAAGAGACAGAACAAUUGCUAGAAGCUUGGUCUGAUCGGGAUGUGCAACUCCUUCUUGAAAAUGGUCCACACAACAGGCAGGCUUUUGAACGAGUGUCAUUCAAUCUUGCACAACACCAUAUGGACAAGACCCCAAGCCAGUGUCGUGAGAAGAUAAAGAAAUUGAAAACCAUUUACAGAAAUUUGAAUAAUCGUGGCAAGGUUUCAAGAAAGAUCAGAGGCAAAUUGAUCCAUAAACUUCAUCAAGUUAUGGGUGGAAUCUCCGUUCUACCUGCAACUGAUAAAAGUUCAGAUAUGUCUGCUGCUGUUAAUCAAGAAGAAAUGGAUGGUGCAGAGGUUGAAGGGCAGAGGACAAAUAAUGUUCUGGGUGAUGAAUUUGCUGGGAACAACUUUGGAAUACCAGUAAAAAUCAUCACAAUGGGCUCAGGAGGAGAUUUCCAAGAUGAAGGUGACAGCAGCGUAAGCUCGGAUCCAGAAUCGAUGUCAAGUUCUGACAUGGAUCAUGCCGAAGUUCCUACACAAACCCAAGUUUCAAAAAAUAGAGUCAGAAGUACAAAACUUUCACGAAGAAGAAAAAACAAACGAUCCAAAAGGCUUUCGGCGAUCUACGUUCUUAUUGACAAGGUUAUUGCUGCCCAGUCUGCUGCUAAUGAACGAUUCGCAGCUUUGGAAGAGAGGCGGCUUUUGCUGGACAAGGAGUUGGAAGAGAAGCGCAUAGAAGCCGAGGCCCAUCGACAAGAGGCGCAGCGUCAACACGAAAUCAGGUUGUUGAGCAUGAUGACUCAACAGAUGGCCUGUGUUCUCAAGAGCCUAAACCCGCUGACAUUUACCGGUUCCCGCUGUGAGACUGUCGCCACACCCAUUGAAAUGUCCGCGGGUGGCAAUGGUGGUGGCCCAGGUGGCGGCCCAGGUGGCGAUCCGUCUAAACAGGACGGACCACAGGUCAACGGCACGGGACAGGAACAGGUCAACGGCUGCGGCGUCCGUCCGAACGACUACACGACCGUUUACUCGACCAUGUGACGCCUUUUUUAUUUAUUUAUUUUCUUUUAGAAAUUUAGUCUCUAAAAUAAAGCGUCCAAUAUCCUGGUUACCAUCCCUAGAAGUCAACGUAAUUAAACCAUAAAGAUUUAUGCCAUUCUCUUGGGUCACUGUUGUAAGCAUAUUGCUCGUGUUAUUCAUUGGUAAAUAUAACAAAGUAAUUUUUUUA
This is a messenger RNA of Daphnia pulex (common water flea), 1542 nucleotides long. RefSeq lists its product as uncharacterized. Gene Ontology annotation, cellular component: nucleus. Bases 261 to 1355 code for a protein of 364 amino acids. NCBI's taxonomy places the organism in Eukaryota, Metazoa, Arthropoda, Branchiopoda, Diplostraca, Daphniidae. Gene Ontology annotation, molecular function: transcription cis-regulatory region binding. The record is from RefSeq and is a predicted model, not a curated record. The transcript is spliced from 6 exons.